Molecule: messenger RNA, 2589 nt
Organism: Apodemus sylvaticus (European woodmouse)
Lineage: Eukaryota; Metazoa; Chordata; Mammalia; Rodentia; Muridae
Gene: Piwil1
Product: piwi like RNA-mediated gene silencing 1
Exons: 20
Coding region: 1-2589 (862 amino acids)
Biological process (GO): regulatory ncRNA-mediated gene silencing
Cellular component (GO): P granule
Molecular function (GO): protein binding; piRNA binding
Source: RefSeq, a predicted model, not a curated record
AUGACUGGCCGAGCCCGAGCCCGGGCCCGCGGCAGAGCCCGAGGUCAGGAGACGGUGCAGCAUGUUGGGGCUGUUGCGAGCCAGCAGCCUGGGUACAUCCCGCCGAGACCUCAGCAGUCCCCUACAGAGGGGGACUUGGUUGGCCGAGGACGACAGAGGGGAAUGGUAGUUGGAGCCACGUCCAAGUCACAAGAACUGCAGAUCUCGGCUGGGUUCCAGGAGCUGUCACUGGCAGAGAGAGGAGGGCGUCGCCGAGACUUUCAUGACCUUGGUGUGAACACCAGACAGAACCUUGACCAUGUCAAAGAGUCAAAGACAGGCUCCUCUGGCAUCAUUGUGAAGCUGAGUACCAACCACUUCCGGCUGACCUCGCGCCCGCAGUGGGCCCUGUAUCAGUACCACAUCGACUACAAUCCCCUGAUGGAGGCCCGCAGGCUACGCUCUGCCCUGCUCUUCCAGCACGAAGACCUCAUCGGAAGGUGUCAUGCUUUCGAUGGGACGAUAUUGUUUUUGCCUAAGAGACUACAGCACAAGGUCACGGAAGUAUUCAGUCAGACUCGGAAUGGGGAGCACGUGAGGAUCACCAUCACCCUGACCAAUGAGCUGCCGCCCACCUCGCCCACCUGCCUGCAGUUCUACAACAUCAUCUUCAGGAGGCUCUUGAAAAUCAUGAAUUUGCAACAGAUCGGACGGAAUUAUUACAACCCAAGUGACCCGAUUGAUAUUCCAAAUCACAGGUUGGUGAUCUGGCCGGGCUUCACCACGUCCAUCCUUCAGUAUGAGAACAACAUCAUGCUCUGCACAGACGUCAGCCACAAGGUCCUCCGCAGCGAGACCGUCCUAGACUUCAUGUUCAAUCUGUACCAGCAGACGGAGGAGCACAAGUUCCAGGAGCAAGUGUCAAAGGAGCUCAUAGGCCUCAUCGUGCUCACCAAGUACAACAACAAGACCUACAGAGUAGAUGACAUUGACUGGGACCAGAAUCCAAAGAGCACCUUCAAGAAGGCCGACGGCUCGGAGGUCAGCUUCCUGGAGUACUACAGGAAGCAAUACAACCAGGAGAUCACGGACUUGAAGCAGCCAGUGCUGGUGAGCCAGCCCAAGCGGAGGAGAGGCCCUGGCGGCACCCUGCCUGGCCCAGCCAUGCUCAUCCCUGAACUCUGCUACCUCACAGGCCUGACGGAUAAAAUGCGCAACGAUUUCAACGUGAUGAAGGACCUGGCGGUGCACACGCGCCUGACCCCCGAGCAGCGGCAGCGGGAGGUGGGCCGCCUCAUCGACUACAUUCACAAGGAUGACAACGUGCAGAGAGAGCUUCGAGACUGGGGCCUGAGUUUCGACUCGAACUUGCUGUCCUUCUCAGGAAGAAUCUUACAAUCCGAGAAGAUCCACCAGGGUGGAAAGACGUUUGAUUACAACCCACAAUUUGCAGACUGGUCCAAAGAAACGCGAGGCGCGCCGCUGAUCAGCGUGAAGCCGUUGGAUAAUUGGCUGCUGAUCUAUACCCGCAGGAAUUACGAAGCAGCCAACUCACUGAUACAGAACCUGUUCAAAGUGACUCCGGCCAUGGGCAUCCAGAUGAAAAAGGCUAUCAUGAUCGAGGUGGACGACAGAACGGAAGCUUAUCUGAGAGCCUUGCAGCAGAAGGUGACAUCAGACACUCAGAUAGUGGUCUGUCUCUUGUCAAGUAAUCGGAAGGACAAAUACGAUGCCAUCAAGAAGUACUUGUGUACAGACUGCCCUACCCCAAGUCAGUGUGUGGUGGCCCGGACCCUGGGCAAGCAGCAGACAGUCAUGGCCAUCGCCACCAAGAUUGCCCUGCAGAUGAACUGCAAGAUGGGAGGCGAGCUCUGGAGAGUGGACAUGCCUCUGAAACUGGCAAUGAUCGUGGGCAUCGACUGUUACCAUGACACCACAGCGGGGCGGAGGUCCAUCGCAGGAUUCGUCGCCAGCAUCAAUGAAGGGAUGACCCGCUGGUUCUCCCGCUGCGUCUUUCAGGACCGUGGACAGGAGCUGGUGGAUGGUCUCAAGGUGUGCUUGCAAGCUGCUCUGAGGGCUUGGAGUGGCUGCAACGAAUACAUGCCCAGCCGCGUCAUUGUGUACCGUGACGGGGUAGGGGACGGGCAGCUGAAGACCCUGGUCAAUUAUGAGGUCCCACAGUUUCUAGAUUGCCUCAAGUCGGUCGGUAGAGGUUACAACCCAAGACUGACUGUGAUUGUGGUGAAGAAGCGGGUCAAUGCCAGGUUUUUUGCUCAAUCUGGGGGAAGACUUCAGAACCCUCUGCCAGGGACAGUCAUCGAUGUGGAAGUCACCAGACCCGAGUGGUAUGACUUUUUCAUCGUGAGCCAGGCAGUGAGAAGCGGGAGUGUGUCCCCAACACACUACAAUGUCAUCUACGACAGCAGUGGCCUGAAGCCUGACCAUAUCCAGAGACUGACCUACAAGCUCUGCCACGUGUACUACAAUUGGCCCGGAGUCAUCCGAGUCCCUGCACCUUGCCAGUAUGCGCACAAGCUGGCCUUCCUUGUGGGUCAGAGCAUCCAUAGAGAGCCGAACCUGUCUCUGUCCAACCGCCUCUACUACCUCUAA